AUGGUUUCUAUAUAUGAGUUCAUUACCCGGCUUCACGAUUUAGUUUCCAACCCCACGCCACGACCAGGCCUUCACCCCAUUCCCGGAAGUCAACCUCUCACCUUCGGCGCAGCCGUGACGCCGCCGCUGAUUUAUUACGUUGCUCUCCUUCUGCUCGCCCCGCCGCCUCCUCCGGCUGUCGAUUCGAUCUACGUCAACACGAUUCGGAACAUACUUGCUCUGGUUUCUGCAGUCCUCUUCUUCCGCUUACCGCUUGCCUACCAUGUUCCGCAGAGCAUCGGGCUUACUUACCAGCUUGGCCUCGUCGGCCUUUACGGCGGGUGCAGGGUGGUAGACGCCUUCUUCAUCAGCCCCUAUUUCUUCAAGCACAUCCCGCGGCGGGUCAAAUAUGUGCACAAGCUGAGCGUCGUAACAGAUGCGCCCGAGGAGUCAGCCGUAGUGAAAGCAUGGUCCGAUGGAGGUGUUGAGCAGCCAAAUUCUCACAGGGAGAAAGCCACCACAGCUGGCGAGGAAACUUCAGCCGGUAGUAAAUCGGCCCAGGUCGAAGCUGUCUCCAAUGCCGAUUCCGCACAAGCUAGCCGACGCACGCGAUCAAGCUUUCAUAUCGGCAUCAGCGACGCAGCGCGGCGGAUGUCGAAUUCGAUCCCGGGCGCGGCCUGCGACUCGUACUACCACGCGGUGCGGCGAACGCUGCACGGGCCGGGCCCGCAGGCGGUCCUCGAGACGGCGACGACCGAGUCCGGCUGGCCGCAGUCCCUGCGGGACCGCGCGUCUUGGGCCCUGGAGCUCGCGCUGAGCAUGCGCGGGGCGGGCUUCACGUGGACGACGGCGGACGUGCGGCACACGCGCAGGACCUGGCUGCCCACGGUCGGGAACCGCGCGCACAGCAUCCUCGCGCGCACCGCGCCCGUCUUGCUGGCGAGCUGGUGCGUCGUCAGGGGCGUAUACCUGCGCUACCUCGGCGCGUGCGGGGACUUGGCGGGGUCCAGAGGCGAGGAGGAGGGGGGACGUCCCCGCGAACUUUUCGACGAGGCGCUGCCGCUGCCGGUCCAGGUUCUGCUUACGGGCGCUUUGGGGGCGUUCCUCAUGACGGCCUUCUCGUUGGGCCAUUCGCUGUUCGCGAUCGCGCUUAGUCCGCUGGCGCCUAGCCCCUUGGCUUUCUUCCCGCCGCUGUACAGCACCAGGAUCUGGGACGUCACGUCGGUGCGUGGGUUUUGGUCUUACGGGUGGCACCGGUUGUUUGCGCGGUUGUUUCUCGUGUACGGCGUCUGGCCCGGGGAGUGGGUUGAGAGAAAGCUAUUAGGGAAACGCGACGACGAACCGGCGGAUGUGGGUAAAGUUUUGGGCGGGUUUCUUUGUAGUGCGUUUGUCCAUUCCUUCUCCGUAAGGGGCGUGUUAGGUGGGGAUUGGAACAGUGCCGCGGGGGAAGCUAAGUUCUUUGCAUUAAACGGCUUCGCUGUUGUGGUUGAGGGUGCGGUUUCGAGAGCAGUGAGAAGAGCAAGGAAGGAAAGAGGCUUUAAGGGGGAGGCCAUGUGGUACGAUGGCUUGAUUGGGCGGGUAUGGUGGCUUGCGGUUCUGUUAGGUUCAGGGAGGAACUUUGCAAGAGGUUGGGUUAAAUCAGGUUUGGUGAGGGAAAUUGCAGGCCAGUGA
Messenger RNA from Daldinia caldariorum, 1650 nucleotides. RefSeq lists its product as uncharacterized. NCBI's taxonomy places the organism in Eukaryota, Fungi, Ascomycota, Sordariomycetes, Xylariales, Hypoxylaceae. The record is from RefSeq and is a predicted model, not a curated record. The transcript has a single exon. Bases 1 to 1650 code for a protein of 549 amino acids. Gene Ontology annotation, biological process: lipid metabolic process.